Molecule: messenger RNA, 2902 nt
Organism: Amoebophrya sp. A120
Lineage: Eukaryota; Dinophyceae; Syndiniales; Amoebophryaceae
Source: the annotation of a GenBank genome assembly
CGUCUCUGUGUGUUCGAUGAGUAGUGCCAUGGUGCUGUGUCGAACUCCUGCUGAUGCUACAAAUGGAUUGAGGGAGGUUCACCACUGACGUCCAUUUUCUGUGCCUAGUUAUUCCGGCCAUCCGUGAGCGAGCAGUAGAUCGAUGCACCACCGGGACCUGGUGAGCGAAGAACGUAAGCGACCGACAGGCUGAGUGAACAGCUAUCCAUUUCCUUUGCAUGAUCAGUUAAGUUGUCUUGCGUCUGCUUCGCGUGUUGGUCUCUCUGUACAAAAGAACGACCAAAAGCACUACAAUCAAAAAACGUGUUGCGCGAUCAUCUCCAAUGCCGCUCUUUUCACCAUCGUCCACGGUUCCAGCGUCACGACGCACCCCGCCACUUGUCCUCCACUUCGCCGUUUCAUUUUUCACGACCGCUUUUAUUCCGCGAACCGUCUACAGUCGCGCGACCGCUACUUCUUCCCGGAGCGGCGGCGCUGCUACCGCUCUCAACAGUCACAACUUUCCGCUGGAGGUGGGUGUCGACAAUGCGCCAACAAGACCAACUUCAAGUGCCUAUGAAGAUGCAACCACCGCAGCAGUGGAUAGCAGCAAUUUUGAGAGUAGCCAGAACAGUCUGCAGCCCGGGGACCUGUUCGAUAACAUCAUUCCCCCGGAAGAGGAUAGAGGAGUGCAACAGAACAGGCCUUCCACAGCCAAUGCUGGGAGACAAGAUGAGGAAAUAAACCGCCCAGAAGUUCUUGCCGCUAGGGACGAGUUUGUGCAAAGGAGACAGUCUUUCCCUGACGUCGCGACACCGGGAGCUGCAACCGGUGGCGCUCCUUCGUCAACUUCUUCUGACAGAUUAGGCGGAGCACCGGCUGCACGAUCAUUGCAGGAGUUGCAGGAUGAAGAGGUGGUGCACAAUGGGCGAAAAGAAUUGGAAGACAGCUCGCCGAGAGCCAGUCUGGUCCAGAAAAGCCAGUCGAGCAGGUACUUCAGCGUCAGCGAAGAGCGGACUAAUAAUGAAGCGCAGCGGAAUGGUGAAAAGCUUCUCCAAGAGCAGCAGCAGCAGUUGUUACAGCAAGAGCAGAUGAAGAUGCAGUACAACCAGGGUCAGGCCCCCGCCGGUGGUUCAGCGCCGGGCGCCACUUUCAACCCCCUACCCCCGGGCCCGCUUGCCGAAGACCCGGACACGGCGAUUACGAAGUUUGUCAUCGCGUCGAGCGCGAGCGGGGGCCAGAUUGUGUACAUCAAACUCGGAUCCCACAACCCCCAGCUGCCCCCCAAGCCGCUGAUCGAAUCUGCACUGCAAAAACCGGUGGCAAUUGCGGUGGACAAUCCGAAUCAGUUGCUCUACGUAGCUACGAGUUGCAAAGAUAUCCCACUAACGUAAAUCUGAAUGUUGGCAUUUACAAUUUUUUUUCGAGUAGACAGAGACAACUCUGUGAUGCUAAUUUACCGAAGGCGCGACGUCUUUGUCAUGCGUUACUGGAAGUCAAUUACUACGAGUGCGAUACUUUUGCAAAGGAUAGUCGCAGACGAAAACGCGAUGAAAGUGUUGCGCUACCAGCUGAAGAUCCAGGAGAACGGAGAGAAGUUAUCCGCUAUCAAAUGUAAAAAUGUCUGGGUCUGGAAGGUUGGAACUUGUCAUGGUAAAUCUCAAUCAUGCAAAAAUCUGUGUUGCAUGAGUGCCAAAAGCUGCCCACUUUUGACCAAGUUGGAAGGGAGUUUCUCAUGCAGGAUAGGCAUGGCAGAGACCUCACAGAGUCUGUCAUGCCGAGUCCCGCAUUCCAGACCUCAAGGGUCAUGGAAAAUCUGCAUGACAAAUCUGGCAUCCUUCCAGACCCAGACAUUUUUACAGUUGAUAUCCGCGGUGGCGAAGGGCACGGUGGCGCUGAACUUUGCCGCCACGGGGGUCAGUGUGGACUCGUUUGGGAACGUGUACUUCGUCGAUGGAGCGACCGGUAGUUGUUACUUUGUGAUGCGUAAUAUUAUGGUCGUGUGCAUGCACUGAUUAUGGUUAUUCCAAUGUGUAAGUGUAACCACGAGAUCGACGCUCAACCUUUUUCAGGCCGUAUCUACCGGGCCGACCCAGAGCACACGACAAACCCGGUCCUCCUCUACGACGCGACGCGGCUUCCGGAGCUCAGCGGGCCGAGUCACAUUUACGUGGACAAUUUUCAUGUUUACUGGGCAAAUGGCAGCCUCGGAACGAGCUCAGGUACAGUUUUUUGUAUUGUGCUGGAAAGCUACGGAUUAGAUAUAGAUACUUCCACUCUACCGAGGAAGAGGAAGCCGCCGUGCUCUGUGAUUCACAGAAGGCGCCUUUCCAAAAAUAUGGUAGACAAGUUUUACAACUUCUUGAACUUGAAAUAAUCUCGAGCAACUUUUAAUCCAGGUACCAUUGUUCGCGCUCCGCUGAAGCGGCCGCAGUUCAAGGAGGAUGGUAGCAAACCCCCGGGGUUGAAAGUCUUGACCAAAAACGCGGAAUCCGCAAAUUCCGUGUGUGCGGCGGGCGACACGGUGUUUUACACCUCGACCAACAACUUUUUCCGCGCCAGCAAAAUGUCCACGGAGACCUCGCCCGUGACCACCGUGGACAAAACCCUGGACGCCGUGAGCGGGCAGUGUGCGUGGGAGAAAACCGGGUCGGUAAUCGUGAUCGACCAGAACUCAGUGUUCCGCUAUGCCGGGGCACUGUCAGACAAGUACCCGGCCAACUCUGCUGCGGCGCUGGCGGGCUCGGUGCCGAAAGCCAGGUCGCUUCUGUUCCACCUCACCGGGGGCUCGGGGGUGGCGGUAUUUGUCGAUCCCGGGUCCGUUGGAAAGAUUCAGCACCGGAGCGUCGUCGGCGACUUUUUUUCCACGCUUUUAGCGUUUGUAUUGGGCGCAGGGGUAGUAGGAAUGAUUGCUGCGGUGUGA